AUGAAGUUCAUGUUUGAGCUAGGAAAACAGCGUGCUUUGAAACAAACCACAAAAACUAAGCUGAAUAAGUUGAUGUAUUUACUGACAUGCGAAGAUAUUCUCCUUCCUCACAACCACUACGAUAAUAAUGAAAAAAAAGAGCCACAAUUUUGCAGCUUUUCUUAUUCAGUUAUAAACCGGCUUCCAUUUAUUCCAGACGUGAAAUCAAGACUACUUGUUAAAGCGCUUUAA
Clunio marinus is the source of this 231-nucleotide messenger RNA. The record is from the annotation of a GenBank genome assembly. NCBI's taxonomy places the organism in Eukaryota, Metazoa, Arthropoda, Insecta, Diptera, Chironomidae.